This is a messenger RNA of Sarcophilus harrisii (Tasmanian devil), 3793 nucleotides long. It is a transcript of the gene MYLK3, whose product is annotated as myosin light chain kinase 3. Gene Ontology annotation, biological process: intracellular signal transduction; protein phosphorylation; positive regulation of apoptotic process. Bases 417 to 2954 code for a protein of 845 amino acids. NCBI's taxonomy places the organism in Eukaryota, Metazoa, Chordata, Mammalia, Dasyuromorphia, Dasyuridae. Gene Ontology annotation, cellular component: cytoplasm; nucleus. The record is from RefSeq and is a predicted model, not a curated record. The transcript is spliced from 13 exons. Gene Ontology annotation, molecular function: protein serine/threonine kinase activity; ATP binding.
GAGAAAGUGAAGUUGCCUAUAAAGGUUUUUUCUUUUUAUGAAAGUUCAUGUCAGUUCCCCAAGCCAGGUGAUGUCAAUUCUGAAGAUAUUGCCCAUCAGCAGCCUCUCAGAGAGGAAUUUUAAACGUUGCUGUGACGUCAAAGUGCCCCCAAAGAGGGACUUGGGCCAAAUAUUGCCUGUCACUCUUGGGCAGGCCCUACAGAGGAGAAGAUAACAGAAAACACAGUCCCCUUCUCCCAGUAACAGCAAUGUUCAGGGGGCUAAAGAAGACAGCCUAAAAGCCUCUUGAAGCAAUCUGAAUUCCAAAGGAGAGUGAACUUGACACAAAAAAUAAUGCAUUUCCAGGGGCCCACAGUCUAGUUGGCAAAUACCAACUUUCACUAGACUUCCUGUUGAUUGCUUCUUGCCUAGUCAAAAUGUCAGAAUCUUCCAAGCAGAGCACAGGAUCUUGUGGGGACGUUGGGAAGCCCAGGUUGCCGGUAAGUGGCAGGAAUUGUUUAAAUACCAUGGACAAAAAAUUGAACUUGCUGAAUGAAAAGGUAGACAAACUUUUGACUUUCCAAGAAGACGUGGCAGGAAAACUAGAGAGCGUGUAUCAAGGCAUUGGCAACCUAGAACGGGGCAUCAGCAAGAUCGCGGCGGCUUCGAAGGCAGAUCUCCCCUGGGAAGAUGGGACUCAAGCCCCAGCUCAGACGGGAUGUCCUGAGAUGCUGGAACUGGUGAGGGCUGUGCAGCAGGACACUUCCCGACACAGCACCAUGCUUGAAGGGUUAGUCAAGAUGGUCACUGCAGUGGACAAAGCCAUGGCUUUGAUCGGAGUGCUUUUCCAGAAUUCUAAAGUGGUGGAUUUCAUUCUGCAAGACAGUAAUCCCUGGAGGAAAGGAAGCUUAGCUGAUGCUGAGAGUCUUGAGGAGAACAAGGAGAAAGCUGAGGAGAAGGGUGCUAAACCAAAGCAGACCCUUAGCACUCGAGGAGUACAAGCUGAGAUCAGGAGGCCUUUGGAAGAAAGCCAAAAAACAGAGUUGCCAGAGGGGAGGGACAAGAGGCUGCCCCCAGUGACCUCUAAAGAUCCUCAAGUUAACUCAGACCCACUCAAAGGAGCAUCAGCCUCCCUGAGGAAAGAAGAUGGAGCUUCCCCCCAAGCUUCUUGCCAGAGGCCUUCAUCACCCAAAGACGCAGUAUCUAAAGACCUAGAGAAAGCUGGUACCAUCACUCUUGUGCAUCCAGAUGGGGCAGUGACUGUUCCACAAGGAAAAAGUAAAAUCUCCCAAGUUCAGGUGGCACCUAAGGGAGUGGAACAAGGAGGAGAUAUGCCUGCUUCUUGGCCGUCAGAAGAGGAGGCAAAGCCAAGUCCAGGACCCACCAUUGAGGUCCCAGGAGCUUCUUCUCAGCCAGUGGGAGCUUCGGGUGGAGCGAUGCCUCCAAGAUUUUCCAUCCAUGUUCAAGAGACAGAUACACCCGGGGAGAUGCUGGUGAGCCGCACGGGAGGUCGCUCCUCAGAAAUGGCCCCUGGACCCAAAUCCUCAGCAUCAACACCCUCUGACGGGGGAGGAAGUCCAAGUGGACAGGAUGUAUGGGUGCCCCUCUGCUCUUUCCAGCCCUCCAGAACUGAUUCCACUGUUACUGGCCUUGAAGGGAAGUCUUCAGAGACAGGACAGAGUGAACACAACCCACAAGGCAAGAAGAGGGGAAGCUUCCUCCUUGGGACUAAUGACAAGAAAGCAGAGGAUAAAUCUGAGUCGGAAGCUGGAUUGGUAAUGGGGAACACCACUGGCCAGGAGGAUAGGAAAGAGGCCACUGUAAAUUCAGCUGAGCAAGAGAAAAGCCCAGGAAAUGGAGCCCAGGAGCCUGAAAAUGUGGCAACAACUGUAGAAGGGGAAACUAUGGCUGCAGGAACGAGUAAGCACUGUGAGAAGGCAGGUGGUCUGGUGCUGGAUGACAGCUCGGCUCCCCCAGCCCCUUUUGAACACCGGAUAGUGAGUGUCAAGGAAGUACCGAUCACCACAGGCUACACAGUGUGCCAGCAUGAAGUCUUAGGCGGGGGAAGAUUUGGUCAAGUCCACAAGUGCACUGAGAAGUCCACUGGUCUCUCUCUGGCAGCCAAGAUCAUCAAAGUAAAAAAUGACAAGGACCGGGAGGAAGUAAAGAAUGAAAUCAACAUCAUGAACCAGCUCAGUCAUGUGAAUCUGAUUCAGCUCUAUGAUGCCUUUGAGAGCAAAAACAGUUUUACUCUGGUCAUGGAAUAUGUUGAUGGUGGUGAGCUAUUUGACCGAAUCACAGAUGAAAAAUACCACCUGACAGAGUUAGAUGCUGUCCUAUUCACCAAACAGAUCUGUGAGGGCCUCCACUACUUGCACCAGCAUUACAUUCUGCACUUGGACCUUAAGCCAGAGAACAUACUAUGUGUAAGUCAGAUGGGAAACCAAAUUAAAAUCAUCGACUUUGGGCUGGCCAGAAGGUACAAGCCCCGGGAGAAGCUGAAAGUGAACUUUGGCACCCCAGAAUUCUUGGCUCCUGAAGUGGUGAACUAUGACUUUGUCUCCUUUCCCACUGACAUGUGGAGUGUGGGUGUCAUCACAUACAUGCUGCUCAGUGGCUUGUCUCCAUUUCUGGGGGAAACAGAUGCAGAGACAAUGAAUUAUAUUGUGAAUUGUAGCUGGGAUUUUGAUGCUGAUGCCUUUGAAGGGCUGUCAGAAGAAGCCAAAGAUUUCAUUUCUAGGCUCCUGGUUAAAGAGAAGAGUUGUAGAAUGAGUGCUGCACAAUGUCUGAAACACGAAUGGGUGAAUAAUCUGCUGACCAAAGCCACAAAAUCUAAAGUUCGGCUCAAGUCUCAAAUACUUCUACGGAAAUACAUGGCUCAAAGAAAAUGGAAAAAACACUUCUAUGCAGUGACUGCUGCCAACAGGCUUAGGAAGUUUCCAGGUUGUCCUCAAGCCUCAUCUAUGCUGCUUUGAAAGUUCUGCAAUACUGAGGGCUAGAGAUGAAGCUAAGACAGAGUAUUCUUUGUAUAGUGAUCUGGCCUUUUGCUAUUACUGUAUUUGAUUUCCUGUUUUUAAAUUGUGUAAGUACUAUGACUAUGACUAUAGCCUGGAUAUGAACUUGCUAUAAAAGAACUGCCUUAAAAACUUUACCAGGUGAUGACAGUAGGCAUGUUUAAUGGGUUAGGGAAAUAAGAUUCUAUUUUAAGAGUGUGAUUAGUAUCAAUUUUUAACUUGUUCUGAGUUACAAUUAUAGUAGUAUGUGGCACAGGGGCAAGGCAUUCAGUAUUUUCCUACAGUAUAAAGUGGAGAUUUCCUUUUGGUUUUGGUUGUUUAGGUGGUACUCUAUAAUGAAGUUUCAGUACAGGGAUUCUUAAUCUUUUUUUGGGGGAGGGUCAUAGUCCCCUUUGGGAGUUUGGUGAAGCCUAGAAACCCCUUCUCAGAAUAAUGCUUUUAAAUGCAUUAAAUACAGAGGAUUAUCAACCCCCCCCCCAAAAAAAAAAAAAAACAACACCCAUAUCAUAUUGAAAGUUAAGAAAAUAUUUUUUAAAAGUUUAUGGACCUCAGGUUAAGAACCUAUGCUUUAGAAUAUAGCAACACUGGGUUAGAAAUUAUGGGAACUGGUACCAAAAACCAAGAGAUAGAAGAGAAGUGUUUUACACGAUAUUUUCCCAAAGGAAUGGGAUUGAUUGUUGUUCAAUUUUUAAACCAAAGUAUAAGGUAAUAACAAAAUAGUAGGGAAAAAUUUUUUAUAUAUAGUUCUUUAUAUGCUUAAAAUUUGAAAUACAAAAUGCAAUUUGUGUAUACACACAUAU